This is a messenger RNA of Condylostylus longicornis, 1722 nucleotides long. RefSeq lists its product as uncharacterized. Gene Ontology annotation, biological process: negative regulation of protein sumoylation. The transcript is spliced from 2 exons. NCBI's taxonomy places the organism in Eukaryota, Metazoa, Arthropoda, Insecta, Diptera, Dolichopodidae. The record is from RefSeq and is a predicted model, not a curated record. The coding region runs from base 1 to 1722 and encodes 573 amino acids. Gene Ontology annotation, molecular function: calcium ion binding.
AUGACUAAGAUGAUGAAAAUGCGGAGACUACUUAUCACAGUUAGUGUGUGCGUAUUGGCCUUUGGCUUGGUCAGUUGCGGUGAACCAAGUGGAGAAUAUUUACCUCCACAAGAAGAAUCCGAUGUCUUAAGCUAUAACGAAGCUUUGGGACCAGUACCCGGUGAUGUUGCCCCAGCUCAUUCGCUAGGCAAUGAUGGAUACCGUUACAAAGCUGUUAAACGUUACAGAUUACGCCAUCGUCGUGAUGUUGGAGAAAUCAGCAACGAAUAUUUACCACCAGUACAAGAACAAGGAUUUGUCCAAGAACCAGUACAAACCAUUGAAGCAGCACCAGCUCAUACUUUAUCUGAUGAUGGAUACCGUUACAAAGCCGUAAAACGCUUGAGAUAUCGCCAUCGUCGUGAUGUUGGAGAAAUCAGCAACGAAUACUUACCACCAGUACAAGAACAAGGAAUUGUCCAAGAGCCAGUACAAACAAUUGAAGCAGCACCAGCUCAUACCUUAUCUGAUGAUGGAUACCGUUACAAAGCCGUAAAACGCUUGAGAUAUCGUCAUCGUCGUGAUGUUGGAGAAAUCAGCAACGAAUACUUGCCACCAGUACAAGAACAAGGAAUUGUCCAAGAACCAGUACAAACAAUUGAAGCAGCACCAGCCCAUACCUUAUCUGAUGAUGGAUACCGUUACAAAGCCGUAAAACGUUUGAGAUAUCGUCAUCGUCGUGAUGUUGGUGAAAUCAACAAUGAAUAUUUACCACCUGUACAAGAACAAGGAAUUGUCCAAGAACCAGUACAAACAAUUGAAGCAGCACCAGCUCACACCUUAUCUGAUGAUGGAUACCGUUACAAAGCCGUAAAACGUUUGAGAUAUCGUCAUCGUCGUGAUGUUGGUGAAAUCAACAACGAAUACUUACCACCUGUACAAGAACAAGGUUUCGUACAAGAAGCUGCUCCAGCACCAGUCUCAAUUUCUGAACCAGCACCAGCCCAUACCUUAUCUGAUGAUGGUUACCGUUACAAAGCCGUAAAACGUUACAGAUACCGUCAUCGUCGUGAUGUUGGUGAAAUCAACAACGAAUACUUACCACCAGUACAAGAACAAGGUUUCGUACAAGAAGCUGCCCCAGCUCCAGUCGCAAUUUCCGAACCAGCACCAGCCCAUACCUUAUCUGAUGAUGGUUACCGUUACAAAGCCGUAAAACGUUACAGAUACCGUCAUCGUCGUGAUGUUGGUGAAAUCAACAACGAAUACUUACCACCAGUACAAGAACAAGGUUUCGUACAAGAAGCUGCUCCAGCACCAAUUUCAAUUGGUGAACCAGCACCAGCCCAUACCUUAUCUGAUGAUGGUUACCGUUAUAAAGCCGUAAAACGUUACAGAUACCGUCAUCGUCGUGAUGUCUCAGAAUUGAACAACGAAUACUUGCCACCAGUACAAGAACAAGAAAUUCAAGUUGCUCAAGAUGUUGCCCCAGAACCAGCCCCAGCACACACUUUAUCUAAUGAUGGAUACCGUUACAAGGCUGUAAAACGUUACAGAUACCGUCAUCGUCGUGAUGUUUCUGAAUUAAAUAAUGAAUACUUACCACCAACCCAAGAAGUUAGCCAAGAAUAUUUACCUCCAGUAGCUCAACCAGCUGUAGAAGCAGCCCCAGCACAUACAUUGAGUGAUGAUGGUUAUAGAUACAAAGCUAUUAAACGUAGAGUAUUCAGACGAAGAUACUAA